This is a messenger RNA of Spirodela intermedia, 831 nucleotides long. The record is from the annotation of a GenBank genome assembly. Lineage: Eukaryota; Viridiplantae; Streptophyta; Magnoliopsida; Alismatales; Araceae.
AUGCCACCGAAUGCACAUCGAAUGAGUCUACAGACCACCCCAGAAGGGCACCCCGGACAGUCGAAUCCACGCUUCCCCUUGAAUGAAGCUGCCGACGGUGAAGGGGCUGGCCUCACCGGUCUCCUUCAGCACAUGAAACCCGCGCCAGUUGACCCUGCCGGCGGUGGCGCCGCCGUCACCCGUGUUCAUGUACUCGCCGUAGUAGAGUGUGUCGAGAGCGAAGUCGCCGCUCCACUCCGCCCACCCCUUGGGGUUUACCAGCCCGUCGAGCUCCGUCUCCAUGAAGACCACCCGCGAGUACUUCUGCCAUGGCCUCCCCAGGAAGCUGGAGAAGGACUGCUUCGCUCCCUGGAAGUCCGGCGCCGGCAGCACGCGGGACCUGUGGAUGGAGGUGCCGGUGGCCUCGUAGGGGGAGCCCCUUCCCUGCGCUGUGAUCAUGUUGGACUGGUGCCCCAGUGGCCUCCUCACGUAGAUGUUGCAGUUCUGAAGGACGGCGGCAGCGUUGCCGAAGAUGAAGUCGACGGUACCGUAGACGUCGCAGUCGCGGUAGAACUGCCGCUGGGAGUGCGCGAAGAGGGUGUCCUGGUAGCCCCGGAAGCUGCAACGGUAGAAGACAGCGAGGUCCGACGACGCGCGCAGUGCCACCGCCUGGUGCUUCCCAGGCCCGGCGGUAUUUUCGAAUGUCAUGUCUCUCGCCCAGAACCCAUCGCCGGAGACGCCUGCGCAGCAGAAGAGGUUCGCCCGCUCGCCAUUACUGGAUGUUUCUUCGUUCCCACUUUACCUGGCCGGGAAAAGGCCAUCUUUUUCUUACCGAAGGUGGACGAACUGUAG